Messenger RNA from Metarhizium robertsii ARSEF 23, 714 nucleotides. Its product is annotated as Cupin, RmlC-type. The record is from RefSeq and is a predicted model, not a curated record. The transcript is spliced from 2 exons. NCBI's taxonomy places the organism in Eukaryota, Fungi, Ascomycota, Sordariomycetes, Hypocreales, Clavicipitaceae. Bases 1 to 714 code for a protein of 237 amino acids.
AUGUGCUUGAAUACGACUCACCAAAUCGACUUGGCCAGAUUCGGUGGGGCUAUUAAGGUCCUCCGAGUCGAUGAGCCCAACAGGGCGUUUUACUACGAUGUCACCUUCUUCUUGGACCACCCGUACCUUGCAAAGGUCACGUCGCGAGGGAAGCCGCCAAUGCACUUCCAUCCAUUUCAAGAAGAGUAUAUCCAAGUAGUCGAGGGCACUCUAGGCGUUGAGGUGGAGACGACUGAGUACAGGUUGACGGCCAAAGACGGAGAAUUCUCAAUCGAUCCAUGGGCGAACCAUCGCCUUUAUCCCAUCAUGGACAAUGCCUUGGGUUCUGGCGCGGGAGACACGGUUGGCGCGAAAACAACAAGAUUUUUACUAUCCGGGGAAAAAUCGCGCCAAGCGUUCCAGCUCGACGAUGUUUUUUUUCAGAACUGGUAUGGCUAUCAGGACGAGGUCGUCAUGAACGGUGGAAAAUUCGAUGUCAUUCAGAUCAUGAAUAUGUUUGAUGCUGGCGGUUCGUAUCUAACGUUUCCUACGUGGAUACCAUUUAGCCGCAGAUUUGCACAGGUAACUGGCAUCAUUGUUGGUAGAUGGAUUGGCGGGCUGCUUGGGUACCAACCUUUCCACCGCAAAUGGACAAGCAACUGGCCCCUUGCAGUUAGAAAGAUGGGAACCACACUAUUCUUCUGUCGUUUCUUUUCGCAAACUGAAACAGAUUGA